AUGAAACAGUUUCUGGACUUUGGGUCAGAAAAUGCGUGUGAGAAAACCUCCUUCGCCUUCCUCAGGCAAGAGCUGCCAGUGAGAUUGGCCAAUACAAUGAAAGAAAUCAAUUUACUGCCAGAUAACUUGCUGAGGACCCCUUCAGUGCGUCUAGUCCAGAGCUGGUACAUGCAAAGUUUUCAGGAGAUUCUUGAGUUCAAAGAGAGGAAUGCAGACGACGAAAAGACCAUCUUUGAUUUCACAGACGCUGUCAUACAGAUCCGUAACCGCCAUAAUGAUGUGAUUCCUACCAUGGCGCAGGGGGUGGUGGAGUACAAGGACUCUUAUGGCAUGGAUCCAAUUGUGAGCCAAAAUGUUCAAUAUUUCCUUGAUCGUUUCUAUAUGAGUAGAAUCUCCAUCCGAAUGCUUCUUAAUCAACACACCCUUCUCUUUGGUGGAAAGGUGAAGGUGAACCCAGCGCACCCUAAACAGAUUGGGAGUAUUGACCCACACUGUCGGGUCAGUGAUGUCAUUAGGGAUGCCUUUGAAAAUGCAAGGAAUCUCUGUGACCGCUACUACAUGAACUCUCCUGAACUUAUAUUGGAAGAAUAUAAUUCAAAAGAAAUUGAUAAACCCAUAACAGUGGUUUAUGUUCCUUCUCAUUUGUACCACAUGGUGUUUGAACUUUUCAAGAAUGCCAUGCGUGCCACAAUGGAAUUAUAUGGGGAUUCUAUGGAGUAUCCUUCAAUCCAGGCACAUGUUUCUCUGGGCACAGAAGACCUAACAGUAAAGGUGAGUGAUCGCGGUGGCGGUGUUCCACUGAGAAAGAUCGACAGGCUGUUCUCUUAUACAUACUCCACUGCCCCCAAACCGGACAUGGACCGUUCUGACGCUGUACCACUGGCUGGAUAUGGCUAUGGUUUGCCCAUUUCUCGUCUUUACGCCCGAUACUUCCAAGGAGACCUGAAGCUUUACUCUUUGGAGGGAUUUGGGACUGAUGCAAUAAUCUAUAUACGGGCAUUGUCCACAGAGUCAAUAGAACGGCUGCCAGUGUACAACAAGUCUGUAUGGAAACACUACAAAACCAUCCACGAAGCUGACGACUGGUGUGUUCCCAGCAAAGAGCCCAAGGACAUGACCACCUACCGGAACUUCUAG
Messenger RNA from Knipowitschia caucasica, 1137 nucleotides. The record is from the annotation of a GenBank genome assembly. NCBI's taxonomy places the organism in Eukaryota, Metazoa, Chordata, Actinopteri, Gobiiformes, Gobiidae.